Molecule: messenger RNA, 2121 nt
Organism: Brachypodium distachyon (stiff brome)
Lineage: Eukaryota; Viridiplantae; Streptophyta; Magnoliopsida; Poales; Poaceae
Product: zinc finger CCCH domain-containing protein 66
Exons: 7
Coding region: 160-1497 (445 amino acids)
Molecular function (GO): metal ion binding; mRNA binding
Source: RefSeq, a predicted model, not a curated record
ACAAAAACGUCUGGCUGUCCGAGCCGCGGGAUGGACGCUUGGCUCCUCCUCCAACUCCCCACUCCUUCCUCCUCUUCCUCUUCCUCCUCUCGCGUCGCUUCUCCCCUACUCCACUCCUCCACCUCGCGCCUCUGAUCUGAUGCCUGAGCGGCGUCCGUGAUGGCGGCGGCGGGAGCGGGCAGCGGCGGGGAGGGGUCGUCCUCGCCGGCCGCUCUGGCGAUCGGGACCCACCACGGGCCCACCGAAGAUAUUGCAGAGACAAUGUGGCAAAUGAGUUUAGGAGGUGGAGGAGAGUCUAUGGAACCUGGUCCCUACCCUGAGCGUAUAGGAGAGCCAGAUUGCAGUUACUAUAUGAGGACUGGACUUUGUAGGUUCGGGAUGACUUGCAAAUUCAAUCACCCCCCAAAUAGGAAGCUGGCUGUUGCUGCUGCAAGGAUGAAUGGAGAGUAUCCUUACAGAGUUGGUCAACCUGAGUGUCAAUACUACCUAAAGACUGGAACAUGCAAGUUUGGAGCGACAUGCAAGUUCCAUCACCCCAGAGAGAAGGCUGCAAUUGCAACCCGUGCACAGUUGAAUGUUCUGGGCUACCCACUACGUCCGAAUGAGAAGGAGUGUGCUUAUUAUCUAAGAACAGGGCAGUGCAAAUUUGCAAGUACAUGCAAGUUUCACCAUCCACAGCCCUCUAGUACAAUGGUUGCUGUACGUGGAUCUAUGUAUUCACCAGGACAGUCUGCAACCUCUCCUGGUCAAAAUACUUACCCUGGAGCUGUAACAAACUGGAACAUGUCAAGAUCUGCGUCAUUUAUUGCAAGCCCUCGGUGGCCUGGUCAUUCAGGUUAUGCACAAGUGAUAGUUCCUCAGAGUAUUGUUCAAGUUCCAGGGUGGAAUCCUUAUGCUGCACAAAUUGGUUCUUCUUCUCCGGAUGACCAACAACGAACACCUGGAACCACUCAUUACUACUCUGGCUCACGCCAGAGUGAAACAACUGGUAUGGGUGAUCAUGGCAUGUUCCCGUCAUACCAAGCUGGUUCUGUUCCACUCGGAGUUUAUGCAGUACAAGGGGAUAACGUAUUUCCCGAGAGACCUGACCAACCAGAGUGUCAAUUUUAUAUGAAAACUGGAGACUGUAAGUUUGGUGCUGUUUGCAAGUUUAAUCACCCAAAGGAGCGGAUGAUUCCUGCUCCAAACUGUGCAUUGAGUCCAUUAGGUCUGCCGCUACGCCCGGGAGAGCCUGUCUGCACCUUUUAUUCUCGUUACGGCAUCUGCAAGUUUGGUCCUAACUGCAAAUUUGACCAUCCUAUGGGAACAGUUAUGUAUGGAUCUGUAACCUCACCAACGAGUGAUGUGCCAACUUUGCACUAUCAGUUGGCACCCUCACCAGGGCAUUCGGAGAGGUUGCUCGAUGGUGGUGGUUCUGGAAGAUCUCACAGGGUUCCCCAGUCUGAUUCCCAGCAUAUACCCACUGGUGAUGGAAGUACUGAGAGAGAGGCAUCAUAAGCCCUCCUCAGCCUUUCUUCAUGCAGCCUCCGUCCCAUUCUUGACUCUUCAGUAAUUAUCUCCCAACAUAUUCAAAGAGCUGAAGCUGUACAGGUCCUCAACCGUCCUUUUGCCACUCCUUCGAGGUUCCACAAACUGUUGCUUCAUCAUGUCUCACAUUCAGGCAGGAAAAGGUUCUAGCUUGCCCUCUGAUGCCAAUUUACCCCUUGAAAAAUAAAUGGGGUAACCAUUCUUAUUUAUCCCUACCAUAUAUAUAUACACAACAGAUACACUCACCUCCUGACACUGGGUUCCGCGAAUGAUGUGCCUUGAUCCCUUUGUUGUAGUUAUACAGGUGACCUGUGGUGGACAAAAGCUUACCGAAUUGACUGUACUAGGGAUGCAACAUCUCUUCUCUUUCCUUUCGCUCCUCUUCCUUUCUCGGCAUUGGGUGGUAAUGACAGGACUUUCUGCUUGUGCAAGUGUGCAUGUUGAGAACAGCGGAAAUAAUACCCUGCUUUCUAUACAAUAAGUGCAUUUAUGUAUUAUCCACUGAAUUACAUGUUCAAUAAGAGAUCUGAUCAAUGUUCCUCGAUCUGUGAAAUUGAUCCCACAUGAAUUUUCGUUCCGUCUUCUAUUGAGAAA